Messenger RNA from Ahaetulla prasina, 5746 nucleotides. RefSeq names its product immunoglobulin superfamily member 5 (gene IGSF5). Bases 3940 to 4737 code for a protein of 265 amino acids. The record is from RefSeq and is a predicted model, not a curated record. Gene Ontology annotation, biological process: cell-cell adhesion. The transcript is spliced from 8 exons. Lineage: Eukaryota; Metazoa; Chordata; Lepidosauria; Squamata; Colubridae.
UUCACUCAUAAUUUUAAGUAUAUUUUUAUAGUGUUGCUGGCAACUGCCAUAGCCACAGGCAGUUAAGUGGACAUAACUUCAAUUACAGUAACUUCAUCCUAAAGCAUUUAUAUUGUCUGUUCUUCUGUCAAAACAAUUUCCCAUAAAGCAAUAUCAUUAUUAUGAUCAACUAAAAUGGUUAACAAGUUUUUCAAUAAACCACACUAGAUAAUGCAGAGAAAUAUGCAAUUUAAGAGGACACAAACCAAACUAACUAGAGUCAAUGCUCCAAGAAAACCAAUAAUGAACAUUUAUAUCUACAUUUGUUUAUUAUAAAUUCUUCAUGUUUUCUUUCUUUUAGAACCCUUGUUCCCUGCUAGGGAACUAGGUUUUGACACUUUUUCUGCUUAUUUGUCAAAACUUUCUCUUUGGGAGAUUAAUUAGUGAUAAUUUUUCUCACGUUUAUGUAAUACAGAAGAACCUUCAGUUGCUUUAAUUAAAUUAUUCUGCAUUAAAUCUGAAGACAACAGGUAGUCCUUGACUUACAAUAGUUCAUUUAGUGGCUGUUCAAAGUUACAAAGGCACUGAAAAAAGUGAUUUAUGACAAUUUUUCAUACUUGCGACUGUUGCAGAAUCCCCUUGGUCAUGUGAUCAAAAUUAAGACGCUUGGCAACUAAUAUUUUUGACAGUUGCAGUGUCCUGGGGUCAUGUGAUCACAUUUUACAACUUUCAGACAAGUAAAAUCAACAAAGAAGCCAGAUUCACUUAACAACCAUGUUACUAACUUAACAACUGAAUUGUUGUUACACUCAACCACUGUGGCAAGAAAAGUUGAAAAAAGGAGCAAAACCAAUGUAACUGCUGGCUGCUGGCUGUAAGUGGGGGAGACUGAGAGGGAAUACAGAGGAUAACGCUAGUGGCCUCUAUAAAUAUAAACCAAAAAUAGCAACAAUAAAUUCAGGAUAAGUGCACCUGAGAUUGUGAUUUUGUUUUAUUUCAAAAUGACUGGCUUAGUUCUUGUAAUACUUGUUUUGCAGUUGUCUUUCGCAGUACUCUUUUCAAAUGUGGAUACUGUCCUCUUUAUAAACAAAUUAUUAGUGUACAUGGACAGAUUACCUAUCUCUAAUCUGUGCUCUCCAAGCAGAAAUUAGGUAUCCAAUUCAGCCACUCCACUUUUUUGAGCUGCUACGCUAUCAGCCCCCUCUACCACAAAGAUCCAGCAGGAGAAGGGCAAUAUGGACAUCUGUGGGAUCUGGCAGGGUGAGAGCUGUGAAGCAUAAACACAAAGCUUUUGCUGUGUCCCAGCAUAACAGAAACAGUGCCCUUGCUGACUUUAAUAGGGACAUUAAAGUGACAGGUCAAGAUAGUUGUCACGACGAUGAUAACUCAAAUGAGCAUGAGAUCAUGGUCCAAGACAAAGAACUUGUUUUGGAUGGUGGAAAGUGUGGUAUUACAGGCAGACAAGAUCUCAGAAACACUGAAUUAUAUUUUUCAAAGAUCCUCAAGCACCGGGAACUGCCAGAGGACUGGAAAAGAGCUGAUGUAGUUCCCACCUUCAAAAAAGGAAAAAAAAAUAGAUCCAGGAAACCACAGACCUAUCAGCCUGACCUCAAUACCAGGAAAGAUUCUGGGAAAGAUAAACAAGCAACGAAUCAGCGAACACCUAGAAGCAAACAAAGUAAUAACCAAAAGCCAACAUGGGGUUGUCAAAAACAUAUCAUGCCAGACUAAUCUUACUGCAUUCUUUGACAAAGUGGCAAAAUUAGUGGACCAGAGGAAUGCUGUCGAUAUAAUUUACUUGGACUUCAGUAAGGAAUUUGAUAAAGUAGACCAUAACCUACUUCUAGAUAAAAUAAAAAAAUGUGAGUUAGACAAAAUCAUCACCAGAUGGAUUCAUAACUGGCUGACCAACCGCACUCAACGUGUAGUCCUCAAUGGAACUGCAUCUACAUGGAGGGAAGUAUGCAGUGGGGUACUCCAAGGCUCUGUUUUAGGCCCAAUACACUUCAGCACCUUUAUCAAUGAUUUGGACGAGGGGAAGAUGGGGAACUCAUCAAAUUUGCAGGUACACUAAGCUAGCAGGAAUAGCUUGAACAUUGGGCACUAUCUAACCAAAUGAAAUUUAAUGGUGAAAAAAGUAAGAUUCUACAUCUAGGCAAGAAAAACAAAAUGCACAGGUAAGUGGUACCUUGCUGAAUAGUAGUAACUGUGAGAGGGAUCUUGGAGUCCUAGUGGAUAACCAUUUAAAUAUGAGUCAGCAGUGUGCAUCAGCUGCCAAAAAAGCCAACACAGUUUUAGGUUGCAUAAGCAGAGGGAUAGAAUCAAGAUCACAUGAAGUGUUAAUACCAUUUUAUAAUGCCUUGGUUAGGCCCCACUUGGAAUACCGCAUCCAAUUUUGGACGCCAGAAUGUAAAAAAAGAUGUGGAGACUCUAGUGCAGAGAAGAGCAACAAAGAUGAUUAGGGGACUGGAGGCUAAAACAUAUGAAGAACGGUUGCAGGAACUGGGUAUUUCUAGUUUAAUGAAAAGAAGGCCUAGGGGUGAAAUGAUAGCAGUAUUCCAAUAUCUCAGGGGCUGUCACAAAGAAAAGGGAGUCAAGCUAUUCUCCAAAGCAGCUGAGGGCAGAACAAGAAACAAUGGAUGGAAACUAAUCAAGGAGAAAAGCAACCUCGAACUAAGGAGAAAUUUCCUUAGUUAGAACAAUUAAUUAGUGGAACAACUUGCCUCCAGAAGUUGUGAAUGCUCCAACAUUUCAAGUGUUGCUUGGAAUGCUCCAAGUUUUUAAGAAGAUAUUGGAUAACCAUUUGUCUGAAGUGGUGAAGGGUUUCCUGCCUAAGCAGGGGGUUGGACUAAAAGACCUCCAAGGUCCCUUCCAACUCUGUUAUUCUGUUUUGUUUUGUUUUUUACUGUCUCACUUAGCACCAAAAAUUUUGGCUUCAGUUGUGGUUGUAACUCAAGGACUACCAGUUUUUGGUUUUGCUGCUGACAUAAACAGUGAAACUGGCAUAAAGCUAUAGAGGCUUGAGAAGAACUUAUUAAUGUAGAGCAACCUUAGGAAUAUGAAGAAAAAAAAAUCUGAACUAGAAUAAUUUGAUGGCAAAUGUUUUAAAUAUAUUACAGCUCCUAAAUUUAUGCUGCAAAACUGAUGACAAUGGGAAUAACCGGAUGCAAAAAAGAAUAUUGAAAAAUGAAACUUGUACUUACCACCUGGUGGUAUCUGGAUUUUAGAAACUCAGAUCUUGUAGCCCUGGAUGCAGAAAUACAAUUUUAGACCUAUACUAUAUUGUUGCUCAUUUGCAUCACAUAACACAGAAAGGUUCUCAAACUGUGGAAAGCAAAACUAAUGAAAGUUAGUUUAGUUUUCCACUAAAAUUACUUCAUUUUUGUUGCUACCAACAAUUCUUCUAUUCUCUAGAGUAGAAAACAAUUUAACAGUAGGCGCAUGUUUUCAUGUAGAAACACUAUAAAAGAAAUGGUCUACAUUUUAUGGCAAUUGAGAUGAUGUUUCUGUUUUCUACUUACUAAAAGGAGCAGAAUAUUACAUAGUUUUGACAGCAGGUGUCUCUGUUGCUUUAACUGCUUAAGAGAUUUCAUUAAAAAUAUUUUCAUUGCUGCAUUUUACCUCAUGCUUUUGCAAUACUUGUUAAUUAUUAAAAACCAAGUGACACACAUUGGUUGUAGAUCCAGGCCUUAUCUAAUGAGAUAAAAAGUGACUGCAGCAAUCAUACAGAACACAAUCAGGAACCAGAAGCUGAAAUAUUUUAUUACGACCUUCCUGUUAAACUAUGAAGAGGGACUGAGAGAUGUUCAGAAUAUCUGAUUGUGUGUUUGUUGGAGCGGCUAUUUGUAUGGAAAAAUCCGGAAAAGAUUUCAAACAUCAUGUUCUUUUUCAUACAGAGACAGUCAAACUUUUCUAAACCAUGAUCUUCAGCUAAAAAGAUUCAAGGAAACUGCUUCCUCAAUGGACAAACUUCAGAGAUGGACUGGGCUGAUUAUCAUUCUGAUGGUCUACCUAACAAAUCCUGGCUUUGGCUAUGCCAUCGUAGAAGGCCCUCAAAAUUUAACAGUUGUUGUAGGUUCAGUGGCUCGAUUUAGCUGCACAGUAUCAGAUGGGUGGAAAAUUUUGAUAUGGCUUUUCAAUGGAAAUCCUAAACUGUCCGUGUUGAGUACUGGAAAAACCAUUGUAACAGAUGGGCGAUAUACUCAGAAAGGUUCUAACACAAGUAGUAGCAGGUUUACUUCAGAGCUGAUGAUCCAUAAUGUUCAGCUGACAGAUUCUGGACAAAUCAAAUGUAGUCUCCAGAACAAUGACAAUAGAUAUGCAUUUCUUUCUGUACAAAUAGGAUGUGAUAAUGAAGAUUGGCGAAUCCGAACUAUAAUUUUAGCUGUUGUGUUGUCAGUUGCUCUUUUACUCCUUCUGAUCCUUAUUAUUCUCCUUAUUAUAUGUUGCUGCAAAAGAAGGAAAGAGUCCAACUAUCAAAGUGAGCUAAGAAAGAUUUCAUGGAAGAAAGAAAAAGGUAGAAAUUUGGAAACUGUGAGUCACAGUGGAAAGGAAAACUAUGGCUACAGUGCAGAGCAAAUGCCACGAGAUCACGCUUCCUUCCCAGUUACAGAAAUUGUUUAUGAUACAAAGAAAGAUCUGAAUGUGAGCUCUUCAUCAGAGGUGUUGAACAAUGAAUUUCAAGCAGGAGGACUUCCUUCAAGAACUAAUGUUUAUCCAAUUAAUCCAGUCAAGAUCAGAAAUGUGACACUAAUAUAGGAAAACAAAUAGCUAUAUCAUUUCUUAAAAUUUUCUCAUUUAUUUGAAAUCAUUAUCAAUUUAAUAAUCUCUGAGGAAUUUUAAUGAGAAGCCGCUGCUGUUUCCCCAUAAAACAGAAUAUUUUAAAUACUUUAAAUAUUUACUUUCUGUCUACUUUAAAAUUUAUUGUAAACUAGUGGAAGUUUCACUAUCAACUUUGACCUGUUAAUUCAAAAUAAGAUUUUGUUUAAUUAUCAUCUCUUUUUGUGUAAUUGUCAUAUUCUAAAUCAUAAGAUCCAUGAUGUUAAUUUUAUUUUUAAAAUGCAAGCACUUAUGAUUUAAGAUUAACAAUAAGGUUACAUAUUCAUAUAUUUCUGGUUACGCACCUCAUACAGUGAUGACAUGACAAGGAUAUGCAAGGAUAUGUACAAUUCAUAUUUAAAAUAAAUCCAAAAUGGAUUUCCAUGAGAGCAGAUAUAAAAGCUUAAAUAAAAUGGAAUCCAUUGUGACAUGGCAUUGAAUAUAUUUAGUGCUAUUGAUUCUUCUCCAGGCAAAAAAUGCACAGAUAUCAUGAUUUGUUUGCAAAAGAUUAUGUAAGAUAGUAUAUACUUAAAAUUUGCAUUAAAAAGUAUAAUGUAUAGUGAUUUUCAUUUUAAAAAUUCUCUAGUUAUAUAUAUAUAUAUUUUAAAAAGAUUCUAUCCCAAUAAUUAAAUUAGAAUAAGUUUGCAGUAAAAUACAUAUAACACUAUAUUUCCAGUAUAUUGGGGAAACGUGUUAAAUACAUAUGUUGAAAAGCUUUGUUACAUAUAUAAGUAUGCAUUUAAAUUAUAUUUAUUAGGGGAUAUUGCAUAUAGAAGCUCCAUAUUAAGUAAAGUUUAAAUGACAAAUCAGAAUAUAUAUAUAUAUUGUUAAACAAGCAUUGAAAAUAUUUCUGAUAUUACUGUGCUAAGCAACUUAACUUCCUUGAGUUUUACUUACUACUGGCGUAUGUUAUCACUUAAAUUACAUUUUUUAUUAUUUAAUUUACUUA